Molecule: messenger RNA, 1827 nt
Organism: Closterium sp. NIES-65
Lineage: Eukaryota; Viridiplantae; Streptophyta; Zygnematophyceae; Desmidiales; Closteriaceae
Source: the annotation of a GenBank genome assembly
AUGCAGGGCGCUGGAGGUCUUGGGAAUCGUUUGCGUGGCGCUGUUAACUCGAGUGGUCGCAAGCUCGCCAGCAACAAACUUAAGAAGUUGGCGCUCGACAAGGGCAAGCGACCUGCUGACGAUCCCGAAGGCAACGAAAAGUUGCCUGCUCUCCCUGGCGAGCCCGUGCAUGAGGAGGAAAGCAACAGCGAUGGCGAGUGCGAGCCUGCUGCUCCUAGCAACCGCGGUGGCCACGAUGGGGAAGCAGCUCCUCUUGGGGUUCAGAUCAACGCGGACGACUUCAGCGAUCAUGAGGACGAGGAAGAACUUCUUAGGGGCAACCACAACAAUGGAAACCAGCGUCCAGAUGCGGCAGAAUCUGCUACUAAUGACGAUGGUGCGUUUACCUUUGAUUCAGGCGAAGGCCGCCAGGACACGCUCAAUAACGUUACCAACCGUGGUCAGGACGCUGCUGCAAAAGCCCGUCAGGUGGAGAGCCCGCUGGACGGUGUUCAUCGGGCGGCGCCGAAGGAGCCUGGUGCCUCGAGUGCGGAAGAUCGUGUGGCAGAUUUGGAGCGCACCACGCAGCAGCAGUCGGUGCUGAUUUCUUCGCUCUUGCGCCAGAUUGGCAAUGAGCGUGGCUCCACGGUGGAAAAGGGCGAAACAAGGCGUGGCGCCCCAUCCGAACGCGAGGUGGUCGAACGCACGCCGGCGAAUCAACCGGCAGCAGCGCGCAGUGAUGGUCAGAAGCGCAAGCGGGAUUACCCGACUUUCGCGGAUCCGGGCAAGAAAAUGGAGCUCGCAAUUCAGGUGACGCUGUUUCGCCAGCCUGACGACGUCAGCAGCAUGUACCCAUCCGAUGGUCUCGUUCUGGAGUGCCUUAUUGGAGUGUGGGGCACGAGUAAGGGUCCUGCCAUUCGAGCAGUGAUGAUGUACUGCGUCGCUCGUGCCGGGUCUGCAAAGCGCAAGGGCAACGAUUGGCGUGCAAAAAUCUCCAUGGCCGCGCGUCGCAUGUUCGCGGAUGCUUUCGGCCUCGUUUGUGAGGCGAAUCCUCGCCUCAAGUUUGAUUACAGUGAACUUGUGUGCGAGGAAGAGCGCACCCCCACCCAGGUGUACAACCUGGAAGGUGUUACGCCACUUGCCACUGUCCCCAAUCUUCUCCCCGCUUUCGUUGUCCCCUCCAUCCAUGCUUCUCUCUCCCGAUCUCUUUCAGCUACUUCUAGGCUUUUCGUGGGACAUGUGGUUAUACCUUCAGCAGCUGAUCUUAUGCAUUUAAGGGGUGGCCUUCUUCGUUGGCACUUCUCGGAGGAGCUGAACCGCCCUUUCGCUACCGCACUGUUCGAUCUCAUCAUUCGCAACGCGUUCCAGAAGGGUGCUGGUGGGGCGGUGACGGUGGUGAAGGCGUACCACAUCGCCUACACCCUCUACCUGGUGGAGUAUUCCGUGGUGCAUCAUAAGGCACGCGGAAAGCGCAUUCCCACAGAUGCCUGUGUGAAUGCGGACGACAUUGCCCGCUACCACCGCAAGGUGAAGGCGGCAAUCCGCCACACUCUUGAGCAUGCCCCCAACAACGAGCUCCCCGCCUGGUCCGAGCAGCACCAGGGAUGGGUGUUUGGGCCCACUGAGACCGUGGUCAUCUCGGGGAGUGGGUUCUCGGACCUCACCCCAGUUGGAGCUGACCCCGAUGGCAAGGAAAAGGCCGCUGUCAAACGCCUCUAUGAGUUCUCCCAGCUGGAAGUGCAAAAGGGGAAAAAGAAGAAGACGUGCUCCAACGAAAGUGCUGCCACUAUGGAGCGCGACGUCCUUGAUGACGUGGGUGAGUGGGAGGAUGCCGAAGACAGUGUGUAG